This is a messenger RNA of Arctia plantaginis, 2034 nucleotides long. NCBI's taxonomy places the organism in Eukaryota, Metazoa, Arthropoda, Insecta, Lepidoptera, Erebidae. The record is from the annotation of a GenBank genome assembly.
AUGGAAGUUUCUGGUGGUGCUGAAGAAGGUUUUGUAAGAGAAUGGGCCCCCUGUUCACAUAUAUUAAAUCUAAUUCCACCUCGGAUACAGACGGGCAUAUUCUCCAACGAGCUGUAUUUAACGUGUGUCGACGCGGUGAGCGAGUAUAUAGCGUUGGGAACCAAUGUUGGGCUUGUGUAUUGGUAUGAUCGUAAAAAAGGCAAUAUACAGAGAUUGAGAUGCGAGGCUUCAACAUCUUCAAUUACUUAUGUGAAGAUUGUAAACACUGUGGAUUAUAUGGUGGGUGCAGGCAAUGCAGCGGGUCAAGUGACUGUUUUCCAAAUACCUAAGGAACACCCUGAAAAUGUUCCGGACGCUUUCAAACCAAAAGUGGAACGCAAAGUUGAGAGGUACACAAUAGGGGAUUUACACAAAAGCAAAAUAACAGCCAUAGAGUGGUCCAAGAAUGGCAUGCGACUGUUUUCUGGUGACAAAAACGGUGUCAUUAUCAUGACUGAAAUCGACUUUUAUAUGCACCUGUGCAAGUCCAUGGAGAUAGUAAAUGAGGAGCAUGAGAUAGUCCAGAUGAGUUACUACCAGAACUGUCUGCUAGUGUCCUCGUUGUACCGCAGUAUUAUAUGCGAGCGUCGUGACGCGCGCUGGCACGUCAGCCAGCUCGGCAAGAAGGAACGGAAAAGCCUGUGUGCCCUGGGUGCUGUGUUCCAGUACUCGUACGCGCGCGGCGGGCCGCCCGCCGCCUACUGUGCGCGGCCCGGCCUGAGGCUGUGGCGUGCUGACACGCAAGGGAACGUGCUACAAACAUUGCUAUUUAAGGAGGCGAUAUCCAACCCUUUGACGAUAGCUGAACUCUUAAACCCCUCGCAACAAAAGCAUUCUCAGACGCAGCGGGAAUACAACCUGGGACCACUGUAUGUGUUUCGCGAGCACUUCCUUGUAUCUCACAACGAAAACGUUCUGUAUAUCCUGGACCCGCGGUCACUUACCGCUGUAGCUGUAGUCGACGAACUUAGAAGGAUCUUAUCAGUAUCGGUGAACAAGGAUGAGAUCUUCGUACUAGAAGGUCCGCGGUCGCUAGUGCGGCUUGCGCAUGCGCCGGAGCCGGCCGCCCUCGCCACAGAGGAACCGCUGAACGUAAUGACGAAAUCUUUGACUACCUCCCUCCAACAAGCCGUGAACACUGUACGAGACUUCACCCUCAUCGAUCAAACUGUACCGUACAUCACUAGCGUGCUCGAACAACCUAUAUCGAUGUUCACUAAGAACGAAGUUAUCGAAACGGGAACGAUUGCUAGCGCUGAAGAGUGCUUCGAACUACCGCCCAUCAAGCAUUUACCACUUGAUAUCUCGAAUAACGUUUUAGAAUCGAUUAUAAACGAGUUCCGUGACGUAUCGAGUGACGCUGAAGAAAUAAGGCGAGUAAAAACCGAAGAGCUUCAGAGAAAACUGAAGCUUUACAACAGUAUAAUGGAAAAGAAAUAUGAUGAUGAAUUGAUUCAUAGCAGCCGGAGAAGCAGGAGUAGCAGAAGAGAUGGCAGUUCAGGUAGCAGUACACCGAGGUUGUCAACUCCUGUGAGAAAACCUGUAGACAACGUCAGCUACACCAGCCCCUGCGUAAUGAAUAUGAGCGUAUACAGUGCCGUAGACCAAGCUAAUGAUGAGCUUCUCGAGAAGCAAAUAGAAGAAAAGGAGAAAAUUUUAUCCAAGAUGUUAAACCUGGAAUAUCUGAGCAUCGACAGAACGAAGCUUGAAACCGAAACACCCCCUGAACCUACACCACCGCCACAACUGACCACUUCAUUCAAACAAAUUGAUGUACAACCAGAGGCUGAGGUAAUAAACCAUGCUCCGAAAGUCAUAAAUAUUCCUAAAAAGAACCCAAACCCUAUAGACUUAGUUCCCAAAGUCGUCCAACUACCUAAUAAUUGGAAUUUAGAGAAUAUUGAACUGAAAUUAGACACAAAACAAAACGGUUUUAAGGAUAGGUCUUUGAUUUCUCCCGACGACCAUUUAGACAGUGAAUGGGAGAUAAUCUGA